ACAGGACUAGAACAAAUUGCUGAAACUGCAGGAGGGAAGGACAGCUCUCCUCCAGGACAGUCUUCCUCUGGAAGGACUGAAGGAGGAAUGGACAACCCUACUCUACGACAGCCUCCCUCUGGAAGGAUUGAAGAAGGAAGGGACAACCCUACUCUAGAACAGCCUCCCUCUGGAAGGAUUGAAGAAGGAAGGGACAGCCCUACUCUAGAACAGUCUCCCUCUGGAAGGAUUGAAGAAGAAAGGGACAACUCUCAGGAGUCUGAAGAUGGACAAAUUGGCUCAAAAUUAGUAGUAGUAUCAGGAAGGCAUACAAGCCGUCCUAUGAAUCCUGAAGAAGAAAGGGCAAAAACAGAGAAAAAAGAACUGAUUCAUAAGACAUAUGGUCCCAAAGUUGAAGAUAUGCCCCAUGACGUUAAGCACAAAGUAUGUCUAAUGCUUAACCCUAUACAAAGGCUAAAAGCUGAUGACUAUUGCAAGGUAGCUGACGAAAUUGGCUUGACCCACUAUCAGAUAAGGAAUUUGGCAAAAGAAAACCCUAUGGAGGAUGUUUUUGAGGUGAUGAUCAGCCAAACAAAAAAAGUAGAUGAGUUUGUAGAUAUUCUAUUUAAAAUAGGUAGAGGUGAUGUUGUACUGAAGAUGUAUGACAUGGCACUACACACACAAUCUUAGUAAUUCUGAGUACGUCUGGUGGCCAUUAGUAGUUAGAAAAAGUUAAAAGCCCCUAAGAACAAGUUAAGAUUAAGGCAUGUUUUUUUUUAAUUUAAAAAUUUUACCAGCACAACGGAUACAUAUUUUGGGCUUGCCUGUGGUUUAUCAAGCCCUGAAUGUCAAAUGAAAUAUUUCCAAAAAAACAUUCACUCUUUCGUUGCUUGGUGGUUCAAAACCACAAAGAAAGCAGUGCGUUGUUUCUUGUAAAGUUUUCUUUGAAAAAUCUUCUUUGUCACCUUCGAUAUUCCAACACAAAAUUUGACAGCAUGCGGCAAUCGUUUGGUUUUGGCGCGAAAUUCUAUUGAGGAUUUUAAUUGGCUCCUCGACAAACAAGCCGAUUUCGAGUGGCCCAUAAUAACAAUUGGAAAGGAAUGUUCUGMUCAAGUAAGCAGAAGACCUGUGACGAGAGAGACUGAGAGUUUUUUUGGUUCCGAAGGCACUGAUAUGAGGCGAAAUACAAGUCAAAAUACAUGUCUAAACACGUGUAUCGAAUACAAGUAAGAYAUUGUUUUGAAAUAGAACUUGACACUCUGUGACAUUGACUGCGCAUGUACAAGAAUAUGGCCAGGAUGCUUCGACGUCAGAUUUCUACGU
Messenger RNA from Actinia tenebrosa (Australian red waratah sea anemone), 1302 nucleotides. RefSeq lists its product as uncharacterized. The record is from RefSeq and is a predicted model, not a curated record. Lineage: Eukaryota; Metazoa; Cnidaria; Anthozoa; Actiniaria; Actiniidae.